Molecule: messenger RNA, 1623 nt
Organism: Fusarium proliferatum ET1
Lineage: Eukaryota; Fungi; Ascomycota; Sordariomycetes; Hypocreales; Nectriaceae
Exons: 4
Coding region: 1-1623 (540 amino acids)
Source: RefSeq, a predicted model, not a curated record
AUGACUUCUUUUUGGUCCAGCUUCUUUUCUCGCGGUGGCAUCACGGCUUCUGGUCAGCUGCCCGCCCUCACGACCGCGACAAUUGACGACAUCGCGCUCGCCCUUGACAAAAAUCAUUUCACAUCAGUCGACCUUGUACGCGCCUAUAUUUCCCGUGUCGAAGAAGUUAACCACCUUGUAAACGCUGUUCUAGAGAUCAACCCUGAUGCCAUAUCUACCGCUGCCGAACUCGACCAAGAACGCAGAACCCAGGGUAGACGAGGUCCUCUACAUGGAGUCCCCAUUCUUCUCAAAGACAAUAUCUUCACGCUCGACCGCACCGCAACAUCCGCUGGCUCCUUUGCCUUGCUAGGCUGCAAAGCUCCCCGCGAGGGCACUGUUGUUGAGCGACUCCGCAACGCCGGGGCCAUUAUCCUUGGCAAGACAAACUUGUCAGAAUGGGCCAACUUCCGUUCCACAAACGCUACCAAUGGUUGGAGUGCGCGAGGAGGUCAGACCUAUGGUGCCUUUGCCGACUCUCAGGCUACAGAAGGCAGUAGUAGCGGCUCAGCUGUGUCUAUGAUUCUGGGUCUUGCAACGGUUUCUUUAGGCACCGAGACAGAUGGCAGCAUUGUCGGGCCUGCGAAAAAGAGUAGCAUUGUCGGACUACGAACAACCACUGGCCUCGUGCCACGCGAUGGCGUUAUUCCUCUUUCAGAUCGGCAGGACACAGUCGGCCCUAUGACACGUACGGUCAAAGAUGGAGCAUACUUGCUAUCAGUAAUUGCCGGACGCAGUCAAUACGACAAUGCCACUUCUUCCAUUCCUUUUGACGACAUCCCCGAUUACAUCGAGGCAUGUCAAGGAAGGGACCUCACAGGCGUUCGUCUGGGAGUCCCUCGGAACUCUAUUCCCGAGCACCCACCUGGAGUCGAUGCAGACUUCAACAAGGCUCUCGAGAAGCUGCGUGACGCCGGCGCGGUGAUCAUUGACAACGUCAAAUUUAGAUCCGAGAAAGAAUGGGAUGAGUGGGACAAUCAAGACCGCAAACGGGCACUUGAGGCGGAAUUCAAGUCCUCUAUUGCACGGUGGUGCGGCGAGCUCAUAGUCAACCCAAAUGGCAUCAACUGUGUGGACGAUAUCAUCGAAUUCACCAAGUCACAUCCCAAAGAGCUCUAUCCGGAGCGCAAUAUCGACAGACUUCUGUCUUCACGAGACUCCCCGGGCAUCGACGAUCCAAUAACACAACAAUCCCUGACAAAAAUGCUUAGGCUCUGUGCUGAUGAUGGUAUCCUUGGUGCUUUGGCCGACUAUAAGCUCGAUGCCCUCGUUUUCCCCAAUGACUACAAUCGGCCUUCAACAUUUGCUGCACGCGCAGGCAUGCCUGUUAUGGCACUACCUUUGGGCUUCUUCCCUCCCCAAACACCGAUCAAGAAAACAAAAACAGGCGGUCAAGUUGAUGUUGCUCCCAAUGUGCCAUAUGGCAUCGCCUUUGUAGCUGAACCUUACUCCGAAACGCGCCUAUUCCAUAUUGCCCAUGUAUUCGAGCAGGCUUGGGCUCUAGAGAGCCCAGGCAAACUGCAUAUCGUACCCAAGACUGAGAUCGGAGACGUACUACAAAAUGGGCGGCUAGCUGCACUGUGA